AUGAAAAUCAGCAGACUAAUUCUUCUUUUUAAACUAAUUUACUUUUGUUGUUGUUCUAUAGAGCAAUUGUCUUAACAGAACCCCACUACUACAAAAUAUGUUACUCUCUAAUCUAAUAAAUUUUACGGAAUGGUUAGCUUUUAUUCACCAAUGUCAUUAUAAACAAAUUUUAUUGGGAAUAUUAUUGAAUCGAUAGAUUAAUCAUUUUUAUUUUCUGCUAAUUUUGAUAAAGAAAUAUAGAUUAUUUCAUAUUGUACACUCAAUCUCUAAGAAAAAGAAAUUACUCAUACAUUAAUAUUAAUUUAAUAGGAAACAAUAUAAACCUAAUCUUUUAUUGUUUCAUUUAAUCCAUUCUUUUAUGAUGGAUAACUCAUUUGUACAGCAUUUUCUUACGAUCCAGAAUAUUAAUAACUUAUAUUUAUUGUUUAGACUAAAAAUGAUAUUUAAGAUAAAAUUUUUAAUCAAAUUUAAUUGGAAACAAAUAAUGUUAAGUUAGUAUUUGGCGGUGUUAAUUCAGAAUUAAAACUUAGAAGUUUUUAAGGACAAUAAUUUCCUAUAUUGGAUGCAUCAUAUAGAAAUAUAUAUUUCUAUUUGAAUUUUCUUAUUGCUGUUGAUUUAUGUGCUGAUUAUGAGGACAAUUAUAUAUUUGAUUCAAAAGAAUAUGAUUAAAAAAAUAAUUGGCAAAUCACAUUACCUUCUCUAGUUGUUUAAGAUUAUUCUAUCUAUUUCUGGCACAAAUUUACAACUCCUAUUGAAUUUCCUAAUAAAGUAUUUCUAAUACACAUAGAUACUUAGAUUCAAUUUAAUUCUCAAUACUCUUUAGGAACCAAUACUUUAAUAAUUACUUAUGAACUAAAAGAAAACGAUAAGAUUAUGAUUGCUAUUAAAUAUUAUUCAUAUGAAUUCCCAUAUAUCUAUUUUAAUACAGAUUAUAUUGAAUCAUUAAUAAGAGAAACGUAAAUUGAAGAGAUAGAUUUAAAUUUAAUUUAUUAAUGGCAUUAUGUUAUAAUUCAAUAUUAAUUAAAUAAAUUGUUCCUAAAAAUUUAUUACCCAGAUUAAUAGAAAUAUGUUGAAUUCAAAGAUGAAUUUGUAAGAUAAUUUUAAUAUACUUAAUUUUCUAUAAUGUUUGGAGAGAGUUCAAAUUUAAAGGCAAAUGCUGGAUCAGUUAAUUAAUUUAAAUUUAAAUUUUGUCAUGAAGAUUUUACUGAAACUUAUUAAUGUCAUUUCUCAUGUUAUACUUGUAAUGGACCAUUAAAAAACAAUUGUUUAAGUUGUCCUUUAGAUUCAUAUAGGAAUUAUGACUCUAUAAAUCAUACCUGUAUCUGUAAUGUUUGGACUAUAGAAUAAAAUGAAAAAAAGUGUUUUGCUAUUUAAGAUGUAAAUUAAAUGACAGUAUAAUACAUUUAAAAUAUUGAAAAUAAGAAUCUUGAAAAUUUUGAUUAAAUAGAACCAACAAUAGUUUGUGCAUAUGGUUAUUUUCUAUUUGAAGAUGAUUGUUAUUAAUGGUAUUUAUAUUUUUUAUAUAGUAUAGUCCAUCAGCCUCUCAAGAUGGUGAUUUAAUUUGUUUAGAGUGUCUUGAUAAUUGGUAAAGCUGGAUUUAUAAUUCUAUUUGUCGAAAUUAUGUACUUAAGAGAGUUUAUUAUGAUUUUGAAAAAUAGGAAUAUAACUAUAAAAUUGAUUUGUCUUCUAUUUCUUCCUUAUACUUAUUUGUCGAUAAUGAAUUAAAAUUAUGUAAUUACUGUACUAUAUUUUGCCUUCAUUCUUCUAUAGCUUAUUAAUGUAAAUUGAUCAAUGAAAAACAUUUGGGUAAGGAUACAUAUGUUGAAUGCAAAUAAGGUUAUGAUAGUAAAACAUAAUCUUGUAUACAAUCAAGUAAUUAUUUAUAUGACAAUCGAUGCCCUGGUUUAGCUUGUAAUAAAUAAUGUAAAUGUUGUGGUGGCGAUAAUCAUUGCACUAAAUGUAUUAAUGAAAAUGAUAUUAUACUCUUAAAUAAUAAAGAUUGCGUUUAAUGUACUAUUAAAAAUUGUAAGUUUUGUUUUUAAUAUUUAAAAUAAUCAGAUGAAAUUUUGACUUCAACACUUUCCUAUACUGAUUAUAUACCCAUAAUAAUUAAUGAAGAUUAUUUAAUAGGAUGUGCUUUAUGCGAUGAUAAUUAUUAUUACAAUUUUGUUUUAAAUAUUUGUGAAUCUAAAAAAUUGUUAAUUUCUUAAUCUUGUGAUAAUUAUUUUAUAGAUCAAUUUAAUCAACCAAUUUGUUUAACUACUUUAACUUAAAAUUUUGAUGAAGGUAUUGAAAUUUCAGAUUGUUUUAAUUUUUUGAAAUCAUGUUCAAAAUGUGUUAAAUCAGUGACUAAUAAAAUCUUUUGUACUCAAUGUUUUGAUGGUUACUUUUAGAAUUUUAAUGGAUAUUGUGAACCUUGUGAUGAAAGAUUUACCAAAUGUAAAAUGACAUAUCUUAUUCAAUACGAUGUAACUGUACAUCAAUUAUAACCUUUCCUUUUAGCUAUAUCUAACGGAUAAUUAAUCUUAUAUCCUACUUCUACUUUAUUUAAAAAAAAAAUAGGAAUCUGUAAAAUAAAUGGUGAAUGGUCUUAAUUUUGUUAUGAAAUUAAGAAUGUACCUUAUUGUAAUAAAUAUUAUCUUGAUAUUUGCAUCUAAUGCAACUCUAAUCAAUUUUAAACUGUUACUUUUUAUUCAGGAUAAUGCUAUGCAUGUUCAUAUUAAUGCUAAACUUGUCUUCCAUCCUUAUUAAAUCCUUCAUAAAUCAAAUGUUUUGAAGCAGACUUUCAAAACAAUUAUAUUGAUCAACUUUCAAAUAGAGUGAAAAUCAAAAGAUCAAAUCUUAUAAAAUACUCAUCUGAAUUGAUGAUUAAGGAAUUAAAUUGGAAAACUCAAUAUUCAGAUAUCUUUAAUUAAUAGAUAUUUUAAAAAAUUAAUUUCUAUCAACUUAUGAAUAACUCUUUUGGAUAAUAUUUUUACAAGAGAUAGACAUAAAAUAUUUCAGAAUUUUAUGAGCAACUAAUUAUAUAAUCAAUAACAGUAUAUUAAGAAACCAAUUCAAAAUAUAAAAUUACUUUUUUAACUUUGGUCGAUUACCAAAUUAUUAAUUUAAAUAAUAUAUCUAUUUAAAUUUAAGAUUUAAACAAAGAUAGUAUAAUCAAAAUUAAUUCAAAAUAUGGAGUUCAUAUCAACAUUAAUAAUCUUAUAGUUAGAUAAAAGCUUUAUAUUAAUCUCCAAAAAUACAUAUUUCUUUUUCAUAAUAUCACUAGUCUAUCUAUUAAUAAUCUAACACUUAUGAAUAUUCAUUUAGAAAAUUUCCAUUUAUUUAAACUAUCUAUCUUUAACUAAACCACUAAAAUUGAAAUUGAUUUUCAAAACAUAAGACUUAUAAAUUGUUAAUUAAUAAAUUCAAGCAUAUUUUCAUUAAAUUAAUUAGUUGAUAUAUUUGAUUAGAAUAAAAUUGUUUUUGAAUAAAUCACAUUUUAGAAUUGUAGUUUUUUAAAUUCAUUUUUUAUUUUAUUCUAAGACAAUUAAAAAUGUUUUUAUUUAUAAUCUUUACUUAUUGAUACUUUAAUUAUUUAAGAAAGUGACUUUACUUCAAGUUGUUUAUUAUCUAAUUAUACGGCAACAUAUACCAAAUUAUCAUAGUUAUCUUUUAAUAAAUUUGAACUCAUAAAUUCUAAUUUCUUUGUUGCAGAUCUUUAAUUUGAAAUUUAAAAUGUUCAAGUUCUAAAUACAUCUAUACAUAAUAGUUCAUUCAUAUAUUUCAAAUACGAAAUUUUAGCAACUUAUUAGAAAGAAUUUCUUAUUAUUAAUGGAUUAUUUUUAUCAUUUUUAUCUACAGAUUCAUCUUUAAUGAGUUUAUCAUAAAACUUAAUUAGAUUAGUUUAGAUUUAAAAUGUCGAAGUCAUAAACUUGAAUGAUUUUAAGAAAAAUCAAAAAAUUAAGUAAAUCUCUUUUUAUUGCAAGCCGAUAUUUUAAUUAUUAAAAAUUAUUUCAAUCAUGAUUUUAAUUCUAAUCUAAUUUAAAUUAGUAUACUAAAUUCUAAUAUUAUUGAAUUAACUAACUUUUUUAUAUAAGGAGAGAAAAUCAAUGAUAGAAUCAGUCAUGAAAUAGAAUAUUCAAGUUGUUAAUUAGAAUAGCAAUUUUUAAAUGUUUAUAAUUUCACUAAAAUUACAAUUCAAAACUUAUAAAUUUUUAAUUUAACAAUUUGUAAUAAUAACUUUAUUAAAAUUGUGGAUAUACAAAAUAUAGCAAUUCUCAAUUUUGAUCAUUUAAUCUUAAAAGAUAUCUUGCUUUUAUAACUCUAAGGCACUUUGUAAACAUCCAUAAUUUCAAUUUAAAUUACAAAAUAGUCAUAAAUUUAAUUUAAUGAUUUUACAAUCAAUGAUCUAUUUGGAAAUAAUUAUGAAAGAUUAAGAAAGACAUUUGAAUAAUUAGCAAUCUUAUGUGUAAUUGGACGUUAAAGUAAUAUGAAAAUCACAAAUAGCUAUUUAAAAAGUAAUAUUUUAACAAAUAGUACUAAUGCAUUGAUUUAUUUAGAACUUAAUUCUAUAUCAAUCUAAAAUUUUACUAAUAUUGAAUCAAAUUACUUUACUGUUACAACAUACAAAUAUUUAAAAAAAGAAUAUGCAGAAAUUUCUAUUUAGGCAGUUUAGUAAUUAUUUCCAAUUAAAUCCGAAGGAAGUGUUUUUAAUAUCAUCUGUCAAAAAUUAGAAUUUUUUAAUAUAAUAACAUAAAAUUCCAUUGCUUUGUUGGGUGGAUUUUGUAAGAUCGAAUUUAUUCUAGAUUGUGAAUUAUAUGUUUAAAAUGCGAAUAUUAUCGACAGUAAAUCUGUUUCAGAUUAAGAAAGUAAAGGUGGAUCAUUUUACAUAAAUGCAAAAGAUGCAAAUUUAAUUCUUAAAUUUAUAAACCUAACAAUCUCAAAUUCAUAUUCUUUGUAUGAUGGAGGAUUUUUAUUCUUAAUUCCCUCUGAUAGUUCUAAUCUAUUAAUUUUUGAAAAUAUAAAAGCAAAUGGUGUUUUUUCAAUUUUUAGAGGGUUUAUGAGUGCAGAAUUUUCAUUUUAAACUAAUGAAAAUUUAGUUAUUCUAAAGAAUUUUGACAUUAAAUUAGAUUAUAACCAAAUUGAAGAUAUGACAAAUAAUUAUUAUGAUUUAAAAGAUAAUUAAUUAGAUUAUGUUAAAAUAAAAAAUGGAUAUUUUUAUUUUAAUUAUUGGUAAAAUUUUAUUUUAAUUUUAGUUAAAUGUAAUUAAGCAACAUAAAAAUAUCAUUUGAAAUUGUGACUUAGCCAAUAUUUUAUUUAACCAAUAUGUAGAAUUUACAAUUGAUAGAUUUCAAUUUAGAAGUUGGAGAAUAAAUAAGCAAUACAAUAAUAGAGUUCGAAUCAAUAAAAAGUAUAAAAAUAAAUAAUUAUUUAGAUUCUUAAGAAAAAAACAUUAUAAUAUAAUCAUUCUAAGCUAGACAAGUAUAAUUUACAAUACCUAAUACCUUUUAUCUGGUGUAGUGUAAUAAUAUAUAUCGUUAUGAAAUAAUUCUACUACAAAAUCUAAGUAUAAAAUAAAUUGCAAUUAAAACUAAUAAUUGUCUAAUAAACUAGUUAUCAAGAUUAUAUUAGAAUGUUGAGAGCAUUAUUUAACUAAGAUUUUUAGAUAUUUUUAAAUAUUUUAGACUUUCAAAUUGUUAAAUUUUUAAUUUUUAUAAAAACUCAUUUCAAAAUGCUUUAAUUGAUAUUUAUUAUUAAACGUAAGUAAAAUCUAAAUUUGAAUUUUUAUAUUUUUUUUAAAAUAAAUGUACUUUAUCAACUUGCUUAUAAAUAAGAUCUCACUUUUUAUAAUAAAAGCAAGAAGUCCUUUUAAAACAAAUAUACAUGUUUUAUAAUGAUAAUUCAUCAUAUGGACAACUUAAUCUUAAUAAUAUAAAUUAUUUGAUUAAAUCAUCCUAUUUUAUUAGUAAUGAGGCUAAAGAAAUGGCUGGUGCUAUUUAUUUGUAAAAUAGUCCUUUAAAGAUUUAAAAAUCAUAUUUUAUUAAUAAUAAGGCUCCUAAUUUUGGUGCAAUAUAUUGUUCAAAUAUCACAAAUCAAGAUAGGGAAGAUUCAAUUUCUAAUUCAUUUUUUUUGAAUAAUAUGGCUCUUUAAAAUAUUAAUUCAUUUGGAAUAGAAUUUUAUUCUAUAAGUCUGAGUUCAACUAUUGAAAGUCAUCAAAUUAUUGCAAAUUAUUCAAAAUCAUCAAAAUUGAAAAAUUAGCAGAAUCCUGAAUUAUAUGUUCUCUUGAUACCUAGUGGAUAAGUAAUAAAAUAAUAUUAAAUUUUUGACACAAAUACUCUUAGUUAUUAGAAUAAAGAAUUUACGUUAAAAUUUAAAAUAUAAAAUUAUUUUAAAGAAAACUAAAUUAUAGAUUAAAAUUUGAUAGGAUGUAAUAUAACAAGCAAUUUGAUAGAUAAAGAUUUAAAUAUUUUAUAAGAAGACAUAUCUAAAUUCAGUAUAGAAUUUAAUAAAGAGGAGAGUGAAUUAAAUUUAGAAAACUAAACAUUUGUAUUAAAUCCUUAUUCUGGUAAUUUAUUAUAAAUCUAAAUAACAUGUGAUAGUAUUGAGAAUAAUUAUUUUUAUGAAUUUCUUGCAAAAUCUUAUAAAUGUUAAUUAGGAGAGUUUUUUUAUGAGGAUUAAUGUUUAAAAUGUAAUGCAUCAAGAGGAUAUUAUAGUGUAAAUCCAUUAAAUAGUGAAUGCAUUAAAGCUAAUCCAAACUUAAUAAAAAAUCAUACUGAAAAUUUAUUAAAUCUUUAUGAAGGAUUUUGGAGAUUAAAUAUAUUAACUUCAAUUGGUGAAUAUUGCUCUAAUAAUCCAUCUAAUUGUUUAGGAGGAUGGUAAACUGGAGAUGUUACUUGUGUGUUAGGUCAUAUAGGAGCAUUAUGUGAAGCAUGUGAUGUUUAUAAUGUUAGAGGUUAAGGUAAAUAUUCAAAAAGUAGAGAUUACAAAUGUUCAUUAUGUGAAGAUUAUGGUUUUUUGAUUAUUGAAUUCUUAUUUGCUUUUACAUGGGCUUUUUUAUAAAUUGUUUUGGCUGUUAAAAGUACAUAAUUACAAAAUCAAAAGUUUCUUUUAUCAAAAUCUUAAACCAAAUUUUAUGAUAUUUUAGUUAGACUUUCUUAAGAUUAAUCUAGUUCAGUCAUUAAAUUAAUAAGUAAUUAUUUUCAAAUAAUUAUGGUAAUCUAUACUUUUAAAGUUAAAUUUAUCUCAAAUUUAGAUAGUUUAUUUUAAUUUGUUGGUAAUUCAACCUACUCAACUACUUAUAAUUUUGAUUGUUAUAUAUCUCAGAUUUAAGAAUUAGACAUAAUAUAUCUGAAUUUACUAUUUAUUUUAUAAGUUCAAUUUUUUUAAUACUUGUUAUAUCUUUUAUUGUCGUUCAUUAUUAAACUAUCAAGACCUAGAUUUUUCUCAUUAGAAACCAUUUAUUCAUCCUUCUUUUACUUAUAUCUAUCAGGUCAAAUCAAUCUAAUAUAUUUGUAAAAUUUAAUAUUAUAAUUAGGCUAGCACAAUUAAUAACUCCAAAAACAAUUAGUGAUAUUUAAUGGGUCUCAGCAAACCUUUCAUAUCGUUAUUGGACAGAAAAUCAUUAAAAAAUAAUGUAUGCUCUUAUUUUGCCUUUAUUAAUCUUUUUUGGAAUAUUGAUACCUUUAUUUUUAUUCUUAAAGUUAUCUCAUAAUAAAUCUAACCUUAGUAAUUACAAAAUUAAAUAAAAAUAUGGUUAUUUAUUUAAUGAAUAUUCAAAAGCUCAUUUUUAUUGGGAAUCAGUUAAAUUAAUGUAUAGAUAGUUAUUGAUUCUUAUCAUCGUGUUAUUAUAAGAUUAUAUUGUUAUAAAAGGAGUUAUGUUAAUUGGAUUACUUUUUGCUUAUCAAAUUAUUUUUGGCCUUAGUAAACCAUAUAAUGUUGGCAAACUCAAUAAAUUUGAAUUAUCAGCUAUUUAAAUAUGUAUAUGGUCUUUUCUUUUAUGUAUUUUACAAUACUAAAUAUAAGAAUUUUCUCAAUGGCUUAAUAAUAUUUGUUAACUUUUAAUUCUAAUGUCACUAAUUAUUUUAGUUUCAAAAUCAAUUAUCAAAUUUGUACAAGUAUUUAGUUCAAAAUAUGAAUAAAUAAUUGACUAUAUUAAGAGUGGAUUUGUUAAAUGCUUACAUUUAUAAAAAUUUUAAAAUUCUAAAUUCUUUGAAUUAAGUAGUAAAAGAAAAGCAAGAGUUUAAAAAUAUUUUAAAAUAAUAAAAUAACAUGUAAUAAGAAGAUCUAUGACCAACGUUAAUAUUUAAUAAACUUAAAAUGUUGAAAUAAUAUUAUGUUCUAGUUUAUCACCAUCCUAAAAACACAUAACUCCUGGAAGAAGAUUUUUAUGA
Messenger RNA from Paramecium sonneborni, 8372 nucleotides. The record is from the annotation of a GenBank genome assembly. Lineage: Eukaryota; Ciliophora; Oligohymenophorea; Peniculida; Parameciidae.